UAAGCAUAGUUAACGUUUAUGUUUUUUUUUUAUAUUCAUAAAUUUGAAAUUAUGUCCAAUUUUAAUAAGAAAUUAAAAACGAAAACAUAAGCUAGCAGUAGAUAAAUAAUUGACAAGUAACAUUUUGUGCAUUUUAUUAAUUGCCUUAUGGAGACGUGUUUCACGUUAAAUAAACCACACAAUUUAGGAGUUUUUUCCCAUAAUGGCAACAUUUUCAUGAUCUGUAACGAAUAAAAUAUUUUUCCAUUUUAAUUAAUUUUAAUUAAUAUUUUAUGGAAAAAUAUAAGCUCAAACUCAUAACUUAUCCAUGAAAUAUUAUGUUGUUAAGUUCCUUGUGCUUUUCUGAUGUACAAAUAAAAUCACACAGUACAUCUGUGCACUGCGCAAUCCGUCAUUAUGAAUAAAAAUAUCGGGAGUAGUUUCAAUACGGCAUCACCUUGAGCACUGACUGGGCGCGUCAAGUACUAUGGGUAGGUUUUAGUUGCCUCACUUUGACGAUGCGUAGGUACUCGGUUUCUAGGUGUAUUUGUUGUAAGGUCAUUAAAUGAUUACCUUUUCACAAAACGCACAUCUCUAGUAAACAGUUCUGACAAGGCAAGUGACAAAUGAAAUCGUGACAGUGACGUGAGUACGUGUCAAUGUCAAUCACAUUGACAUGUUAUGGAACGGAAGUUGCCUAAGUUGAACUUAGAAAACUUUAAUUAAAACGUUUGUUUAUCAUUAAGCAAACCUAGUUGUAAUUGUGGUGUAGAUUUUUGGAUUUGCCAGUUAUCUAAUUACAUUUAAUAUAUUUAAUUUUAAGUUGUACUGUGAUUGAAGUUAGUGCUACAGAAAGUAUAGAGAUCGACACACCAGAUGACCUGCUGCUUGCAAAUACUUUACUUAAAACUAACUUGGUACACCGUCUAAAAUAAAAACCAAUCCAUCCAUCCUGCUGCUGAAGCCAUCAUACAAAAAAGUAUAUUAUGUCAGUGGUGACAGAGGAAGUGACAUUUGCAGAGUUAGAAGCAACUGAUGUUAUAAGUGUAGAGCUUGUACCAGAACGCAAAGGUCUCAUACUGAAGCAUUGUGAGUACUAUGUCAGUUCAAGAAGACAUGGUACAACAGUAUCCAGAAGAUACAAUGACUUCGUUCAGCUAUAUGAUAUCUUACAUGCCAAAUAUCCUUAUCGUGCAAUAUGUCGAUUGCCACCAAAACGUGUGGUGGUUGGGGGCGGCAGCUCACAUUUCUUGUUGCGGCGCCGCGCCGCUCUCCAGCGCUGGCUGACUCUGGUCGCACGGCACCCAGUCCUGGCUCAUGAUGCCGACCUCAGGGUGUUUCUCUGCGAAAGUACAUUAAGAUUAGAGAAACCGAAACACGAUGAAUUUAUUCUAGCUGGCACUCAGGAAGAUAAUCUGAACGAGGUGACGACACAAGAGUUGCAGGACGCGUUCGCGACCGAGCAGGAACCCUUAAGAUUGGCACAACUCGCCCUAGCCAGACUGACGCAGAUAUUUGAAAAAGUGCAAGAAAGAUGUGAGGCCGAGAGGAGUGACAUGCGGGAGCUCGGCGCAGCGCUGAGUGGUCUGAGCGCAGCCGCGGGCGCCGGCGCGGACCCUCAGCUCGCCGCCGCCGCGCAGUUGGCGGGCGCGGUGGGCCCCGAGCCGGAACCUGCGUGGGAGGACGAGGGCGCCGGCCCGCUGCUGCUGGGCGCCGACGCUUGCGCCGCCUACGCGCAGCUGGUCGCGCGCCUGCAGCGCGGCCUGCACGCCGAGCGCGCCGCCGCCGCCGCCGCCGAGACAGCCGCGCCCGCCGCGCGCGCCCUGCGCCGCCGUCACCGCUAUGCACUACGCGCUGCUCUGCAGGUCACUUUUAUUUGUUAA
Molecule: messenger RNA, 1862 nt
Organism: Spodoptera exigua (beet armyworm)
Lineage: Eukaryota; Metazoa; Arthropoda; Insecta; Lepidoptera; Noctuidae
Source: the annotation of a GenBank genome assembly